UCUCUUUUUCCUUGUUUAGUAAUGUUUUCUGUCACCUGUCGCAACAUGUUUUUACGUUAUUUUUUCUCUUUAUAACUAAUAUUUUUUUAAGGAAAAAAUUAUAUAUAAUUUAUAUAUUACCACUGCAGAUUAUUUUUUUUUUGUACUAGUAUUAAUACUUAUUUCAAAGAUUAUUUAACUUAUGGAAUAAGAAGUUUGUAAUCUGUGUUUUGUUGAAUUUAUUUUAAAAGAAUUAUUUGUACGACUUUAUUGUUUGUUAGAGUGGUAUAGUGACGUAUGAAAAGUUUUCUUAUGCUUUAAAAUGAAGGCAUCGCAUUUGUUUCAUGCAAUUGUUAUGAGCUAUUUACUUUGUGCUAACUGUACUGAAAUUGAUUUAAGUCUUUCGGAAAAGUUUAAAGAAGGAGAGAACCAUUACAACAAUUUAGUUGGUAAAGUAGCGCCUUACGGUGAAUGCUGGAAAGCAGCAUUACAAGAACUACAUUUGGGGUAUUGUUUGAUAAAAUGUCCGAAAGAAGUCUUUCCUACGUACAGAGAAUUUUUCACUCAUACUCAAAGUAUUUGUCAUUACUUGCAGCAUAGGGAAUGGCAAGAACAGACUGAGAAAACUGUGAUAUUAUUAACAGAAAGUGCUGAUAGUGUUAGCAAGAAGUUAGAUGCAUCAAGUGAGUCCCAAUCAAAGAUAAUUAAUUUACAGCAAAUUUCUUUGCAAGAACAGCAAAAGCUAAUUACAAAUGGUAAAACUUUAAGUUCUGAACUUCAAAUAUCUAGAAGUCAUGCUAGAGAACUUUUUGAAGAUUUUAAGUCAACAACUAAGGAACAUCGUCAUCUGAUUUUCGAAAUAUUUGAUCGUAUAAAAGCCUUACAAAGUUUUGUUUUAGGAGAAUUUACUAACGUAUUUACAAUUGCAUAUUAUAUUGUUGGAAUAAUUAUGAUUUAUAUUUUAACAUCUGUUCAUCGUACAGCAAACGCUAGAAUUUGGUUGUUGAUUAUUUUAUCAGCAAAUGCAGUGUUUGAAAAGAUAUUAGCUUCUUAUUCUUUAGAUGAAGAAUUAACCAAAUUAUUGCCUUUAGAUGUAAAUGGCCCUGUGUUUGUUAAAAUUUGGGUUUGCAGAAAGAUCACAUCUGUUAUUGCACUUGGUGUUUUGCUGUAUUUUUAUUAUACUUUUGAAGACUAUAAUAUGAUAAAUAAUAAAUUAUUGAAAGAGAUUCAACAACAAAAUGCAGAUAUACAAGUGCUUCUUCAAA
Messenger RNA from Parasteatoda tepidariorum (common house spider), 1244 nucleotides. The record is from RefSeq and is a predicted model, not a curated record. Lineage: Eukaryota; Metazoa; Arthropoda; Arachnida; Araneae; Theridiidae.